Sphaerulina musiva SO2202 is the source of this 1773-nucleotide messenger RNA. RefSeq lists its product as uncharacterized. Gene Ontology annotation, cellular component: mitochondrial inner membrane. NCBI's taxonomy places the organism in Eukaryota, Fungi, Ascomycota, Dothideomycetes, Mycosphaerellales, Mycosphaerellaceae. The record is from RefSeq and is a predicted model, not a curated record. Gene Ontology annotation, biological process: inner mitochondrial membrane organization. The coding region runs from base 101 to 1234 and encodes 377 amino acids. The transcript is spliced from 2 exons.
CCAAGAAACAGAGGGAGACAGCUGGAGAGAGAGAGAGAGAGAGACAGAGUGAGAGCGAAAGAAGCGAAAGAGAGCGAUAGAGAGCGCGAGAGAGAAAGAGAUGCGGCGAGAGUUGUGGCAUCAUGGUCGCCGAGCCUGCACACCCAUCACUCGGACGAAGACUACACGACGAGUUCACAUCAGCGCCACGCCGUCGAGCACCACCCCUCUAGCCCACUCCCGCCCCGACGAUGGCACUGGCAGCGGUGUCGACGCGCGAUUCGAAGUGCUCGGCGCGCCCGCCUCCCUCCUCUCCGCCACCAUCUCCGCCUCCCAAACCCUCUACACGCGCAAGGGCACGUUGGUCGGCUUCCACGGCGCGCCUGAGAAUGCCGUCUCCUCGCUGUCCCUGCUCGAGCCCUUUCGGAGAGCCCUGCUGGGCAUCCCCUUCCUCUACCAGUCCAUCUCUUCUACCGCCCCCUACACCGCCCUGAUCGCCACCAAGUCGCCUCUCACCUCUCUGGUCGUCGUGCAUCUGGAUGGCCGCCUGGACUGGAUGGUCGCGAGGAGGAACGCUCUCUUGGCCUGGACGGGACACACUCUGAGCUUGAAGCCCCGCUACAAUCUCAGAAUGUCCAUGGCGCACUGGGGCAACACCGCUGUGACGGGACGAGGACUGCUGGCUCUGUCGGGCAAGGGACUGAUCCACCAGAUCACGCUCCAAGCCGGCGACGAGUACGUGGUGCAUCCGAGUCACGUGAUUGCAUAUACCAUCAUGCAACACGCCCCACUGCCAUAUCGGUUCAAGUCCAACCACUUUCGCCUACAAAUCCCAAAGCCCUUGGCUCUCUUACCCGAUACGAGGUUUUGGAGAACCAUGAGAGGGAGCGCAUUAUGGAAGUUCAUCAGCCAAGCCUCCUUCCAUUUCCGAACUUGGACGAGGAGAACGAUAUGGGGUGACAGACUCUUCCUACACUUUCGCGGACCUUCGACCAUUCUCGUCUCGUCCCGUGGAGCUCCGUUGAGCGACGUCAUGACCACGCAAGAUAUCAACGAGGUCGCGGACAGCCCAGCGGCUGCGGUACCGCUCGCUAUUCACGCCAAGGCCGCUGCGGAAGCUGGCACCGCAUCAGCUGCUCCCGCCACGAAAACGCCGCAACCCACGACCGUGAGCUAUGCCAACGUCAGCCAGGGCAAUGUCAAGUUUGACCAAGCCAAGACGGUUGACAAAGACAAGGCUGCAAGUGGAGCUUAGACUCUACCAAAGCAGGCCGCAUUCACAAUGGAUAUGGGCCUACUCAUCUUUGCAUGUAUUUUAUAGCCAUGAGACACUCGCCUUGCACAGCGGCAGAAUUUUACCCGGCAGCGAGUCGGGACAUGAUAGCAUCCCGACGAGAGACGUUGCUCGAGUGCAGCAUGCUCGCAACAUUCACCCGCGCCGUGCAUGCGUGUGGUAGGGUCUUCCAAGCUUCUAUCACCAGGCCAUCGCUCCGAACCCCAAAUUGUCAAGCAAGGCAGAGUACGAGAGGCCCAAAGCUUAGGGUACUGCGAAAUCGUGCUGCUCGCACUAAACUCUUAUCUAAUAAUGAAUCCCUAUGUGCGAACCCAGUAGCACCGAAGCAGCUGUCAAGGUAGAAUCACCCAUGGAGGCGGCCUGGGAUAUUUAUAGAUAAGUAGAGAAGGCAUUUUGUAAAUCGCAGCCGCCCUAGUCCUAAGCCUGUAUAGCCUUAGGCCAAUUUGAAGAUCUCUACUAUAGACAUUUACAACAGAAGCAGAAUGUAAAGAAGAAUGACC